Monoraphidium neglectum is the source of this 699-nucleotide messenger RNA. RefSeq names its product Molybdenum cofactor sulfurase. Bases 1 to 699 code for a protein of 232 amino acids. The record is from RefSeq and is a predicted model, not a curated record. Lineage: Eukaryota; Viridiplantae; Chlorophyta; Chlorophyceae; Sphaeropleales; Selenastraceae. The transcript is spliced from 7 exons.
AUGUUCGGUUACCCGACAGGCGUCGGAGCACUGAUAGCGCGCCGCGACGCCGCCGCGGUGCUACGGCCGGUGUACUUUGGUGGUGGCGCCACCGUCGAUGCGACCGCGGAGGACGCGUGGCGCAUACUGCUGCCGGCGCCAGAGGGCCUGGAGGCGGGCACCGUGCCAUUCCUGAGCAUCGCGGCCCUAAAGCACGGCUUCGACCUCCUGGACUCGCUGGGCGGCAUGGCGGCGAUCGAGGCGCACACCGAGUCGCUGCGCUCCUGGGCGUUCCCGCGGCUGUCGGCGCUGCGGCAUGCGAGCGGCGGCCCGCUGCUGCGGAUAUUCGGGGCCCACGGCGAGGGGGCGGCGGCGCAGGCGGGGAUAUUCCAGUUUCUAGUGCUGCGGCCGGACGGAAGCCUGGUGGCGGGCACACAGGUGUUGGCGGACGCCUGCCGGAGCGGCCUACACCUGCGUAUCGGCUGCCACUGCAACCCGGGGCAGUGCCUGUUUGACCUGGGAAUUCGCCCCGAGGAGGAGCGGGCGCGCAGUCUGGGGGGCUACGUCGACUUUCUGACCGUCAUGCGGCCCGGCCCCGGCGGGAAGCUCCUGCCGGUGCAGCUGCCGACGGGCGCGGUGCGCGCGUCCCUGGGGGCGCUCUCACGCUUCGAGGACGUGUAUGCUCUGGAGGAGUUCUUGAGGCGCACAUACCUCCAGUGA